Molecule: messenger RNA, 1759 nt
Organism: Nilaparvata lugens (brown planthopper)
Lineage: Eukaryota; Metazoa; Arthropoda; Insecta; Hemiptera; Delphacidae
Exons: 2
Coding region: 47-1759 (570 amino acids)
Biological process (GO): phospholipid metabolic process; arachidonate secretion
Molecular function (GO): structural molecule activity; A2-type glycerophospholipase activity
Source: RefSeq, a predicted model, not a curated record
ACCUCUAGCUGAGCCACUAGUCAACCUAGUCGAAACUCUCCAACAGAUGCCAGUUCAACAACCACAACUACCUCCAUCAAGAGCAUCCAAGAAGCAUCCCAGGUAUCUGAAGCCUAGAAUAAAAAUGCACUCCAGGCAUGUGAAGGGUAGGCAGAGACAAUCCAAGCCAGAGUUGCCAUCAUCAGAACAUCAUCCUUUCUCAGCAGCAUCAACACACCACACAUAUCCUACUCCACCAACAACACCAUUUGUUAAACAUGCCACAUAUACAAGGCGUGGACUUACUGGUGCAAGUAAAGCAAAACAUAAGCUCCAACUCUCCAGCAUUGAUGAAGAGUCACCAACAUUUGAAUCAUAUGGAACUGGAGAAGUUUCAAGUCCAAUGGCAGGCACCUCAGGAGUUAGACGGCAACUAUGGAAAGCAGGAAAGCAGGCAUUUGAAGGGGAUGAGGGUGAGGAGUAUAAUAUGAGUAGAGGAUAUGAUGAUAGCAGUGAUGAGGAGCUGUCUGGAGAUGGACAGGAUGAUGAUAAGAAUGUUGAACAAUUAUUGAAUGAAAGUCAUGGUACAACAGUUCAGAAUAUCCUUGAUCAAACUGAUCUAGCUGGAAAACAGGUAGCUGAUUACAUUAGAGGAUCAUUGAGCAAGGACAAUGACAAUUUUGAUGACACUUUUGGGCCAAGAGUGAGAGACAAUGCUUACUACCUGGGCAAUAAGUAUUUAACUUUUGGAGAGAAUGGUGAUGAAAUUGUGCUGACUGACCCUGUAGAUCAGGAAGAAAAGACCUUCACAGCUACAUUGGGACUUUGUGAGUUGAUUUUCAAGAAGAAUCCAAAUCGUGCAUUAGUUGAAUCCGCUGACAGACAGGCUUAUGGAGAAAUAUUGAACUGGACCAGUGUGCACAGACAGAACAAUGAUCCAAGAGGUGAGAUUGUUAACUACAACAAAGCCAAGUAUAAGAAUACAAUCAAACGCCUUUUGGAUGAUAGCAGAGAUGGUGGUCAAAGACAUUCCAAGAGACAAGUGACUGGGAGAGGAUCUAUUGCUCCAAGGCAUGAUUUUCGUAAGGAGAAAAGUCAGAAGAUCUAUAGAGGAAGAGGUGUUCUGUCAGCUAUCAAGGGAGCUGCUGGUACAAUAGUUAAUAAGGCAAUCAACAUUCUACCAGUUGAACUUCAUAUCCCUGGCUAUCAAUACUGUGGACCAGGAACAAAACUUCAGAAGCGAUUAGCACAAGGUGAUCCAGGAAUCAACAAACUUGAUCAGGCUUGCAAGGAGCAUGAUAUUGCCUAUUCCAAGAGUGGUGAUACAGCAAGCAGAGCAGUAGCAGACAGCAUCUUGGCAGAGAGAGCCUGGGACAGAGUGAGAUCUGAAGAUGCAGGGGUGUUGGAAAAAGCUGCAGCACUAGCAGUCACCAACAUCAUGAAGGCUAAGGCAAAAUUUGGGGGAGGUAUGAAAAGAUCACUGAAGGAAGUCAGCAGGGUGGCUGAGAAGGGGAAGAAACAAAAGAUUCAACCAUCAAAGAAAAAAUCAGUGAAAGGAGGUCGAGGAGGAGCUAGGGUCAUUGAGAAUGCCCAUGCUAAAUGUCCUAACAUGGAGAAGGCGAAGUGGAAGUCACUGAAAAUAUCCAUCUUCAAUGCCACCCUGAUCCAGAGCAGCACAGCCAUGCUGAUCCAGAGCCGCCCAUGGACAUCCCAAUCCAGCAUGUCCACCAUGGACACAUUAAUCUGGUGUGAUAGAGGUCUCCAUGACCAUGCAGAGUGA